Molecule: messenger RNA, 701 nt
Organism: Eruca vesicaria subsp. sativa (arugula)
Lineage: Eukaryota; Viridiplantae; Streptophyta; Magnoliopsida; Brassicales; Brassicaceae
Source: the annotation of a GenBank genome assembly
AUGGCGUCUUCAAACCCAACCGACCAACUCAAACAACUCAAAGACAUCUUCACACGCUUCGACAUGGACGGAGACGGAAGCCUCACACACCUCGAGCUCGCCGCCCUCCUCCGUUCCCUCGGCAUCAAACCCCGCGGCGACCAGAUCUCUCUCCUCCUCAACCAGAUCGACCGUAACGGCAACGGCUCCGUCGAGUUCGACGAGCUCGUCGUCGCGAUCCUCCCCGACCUCAGCGAGGAGGUGCUCAUCAACCAGGAGCAGCUCAUGGAGGUUUUCCGCUCGUUCGAUCGCGACGGGAACGGUCGGAUCACGGCCGCGGAGCUCGCGGGGUCGAUGGCGAAGAUGGGACACCCGUUGACGUAUCGUGAGUUGACGGAGAUGAUGACGGAGGCGGAUUCUAACGGUGACGGUGUGAUUAGUUUUAGUGAGUUUGCGCAUAUGAUGGCUAAGUCUGCCGCGGAUUUUCUUGGGUUGACUGCUGCUUAGUUUGUUUUUUGAUUAAUUUAAUUUUUAUUUUUUGUAAUAAGAAGGUUUCAGUUUUUUUUUGGGAAAUUGCCAGAAAUAACACUUUUAAGAUACCACUUUUCAACUUUACACUAACCAACUUUACCACUAAAUUUUAAGGGAAAUUGCCAAAAAUAACACUUUCAAGAUACCACUUUUCAACUUUACACUAACCAACUUUACCACUAAAAUUUUAA